AGAAUUGCCUUUCAAUAACACACACAUACACAUAACGCGUAUCCCUGGGAGAAGGACUUGGAGGACAGAGGAAGCUAAUAUGUACCUACAAGGUUAAACGUAGGUGGAAGAAAAAUGAUUGAACUAAGCCGAUGGGUCUUCGUUGUGUUGUUGCAUUUUCUAACAUUCUCUGUGGCUCAGCAUCAACAGAGGUCAGAGGAGGAUGCGCUGGAGCACACCAGGGGUCACAUAAGGCCAGGGCACUGCAGCUACGGUCAAACCACUUCCUGUUGUGUGGGGUGGAGGAAUGUUAACGGCAUUUGUCAGCCGGUGUGCAAGACGCCAUGCGUACAUGGCAAAUGUGUUGGAGCAGACAAGUGUUUAUGCUCCAGAGGGUAUAAAGGCAGACUGUGUGAUGAAGAUGUGAACGAAUGCGGUUUGGUGGAGAGACCGUGUUCCCAGCGCUGCAUGAAUAUGCACGGUAGCUACCGCUGUUACUGUGAACCUGGAUACAAGCUCAAUGCAGACGGAUACACCUGCACCACCGCAUGUUCCUCUCUGCGCUGCCAGUUUGGUUUCCAGGUGGCGAGAGGGGGAGCUGUGCGCUGCCUGUGUCCCCCCGGCCUCCACCUGGCCUCUGACAACAAGACCUGUGAAGAUGUGGACGAGUGUCAGCAAGAGGCUGAUGCGUGUCCUCCACGGCAGACUUGCAGGAACACUUUUGGCAGCUUUAUCUGUGUGUGUCAAGAUGGUUUCGUGAUGGGGACACUCGGGGGAUCAGUGAUAUGUCGAGAUAAGAACGAGUGUUUAACUGGGUCUAACCGGUGCAGCCGCCACGCUCAGUGUGUGAACACAGAUGGUUCCUACACCUGUCAGUGUUUGGAGGACUACUACGGCAACGGACGCACCUGCUGGCCCAGGAGAGCCCCACAGACCAAGGCUCUCAUGUACUUCAACUACAAACUCUCCAAACGGACCAAGCAAAUACAACCUUCCGCUUAGAGCCACUAGUUACAACUGACAAGGCUUCAAGAGAAGUGACAGAGAAACAUCAUUUGAAAUAGUAAAAACAUGUCAUCAGCUGUAAUGAAUUUUCACAACUGAGAACAUGCUGGUGCGAGUGUUUGGCUACAAGUUAAAGGGGUUUUGAAACAAGUAGAAAUAUUGUGACCACAAUAGCCUGUUAUUUCGCUCCCUAUUCAGCAAGUCUAAGCCUGGAAUACCACGGCACUGCUCCUUGCCUGUUUGUUGUCUGUUGAAGAAACUACAACAGGACUGUACUCUGUACUUUGCUUGUGAGCUUCAACCCAAAUGGACUGUGAUGACAGAGGGGUUUACGCUGGCAUCACCUCGUGUCACACAAACACUAACCCUGUUAUUGCAUGUGGGAUGUACUUUGUCCGACAAACUGCUGCACAGGGGAUGGAAACAGUAAUUUAUUAAAUAUUUCAUUAAGUGUCAAUUUUCUUCAUGGAAAAAUGCCGUUUUGUUCAUCAGAAUUUGUUAAUAAAAGGCUGACCUCUGGUGGAUAAAUAAGGAAAGAAUAUCUCCAAACCUGGGAAUUUCGAGGAAGCAAAAUGUUAUG
This is a messenger RNA of Solea senegalensis (Senegalese sole), 1564 nucleotides long. Its product is annotated as nephronectin. Bases 115 to 981 code for a protein of 288 amino acids. The record is from RefSeq and is a predicted model, not a curated record. The transcript is spliced from 7 exons. Lineage: Eukaryota; Metazoa; Chordata; Actinopteri; Pleuronectiformes; Soleidae. Gene Ontology annotation, molecular function: calcium ion binding.